This is a messenger RNA of Cydia amplana, 1018 nucleotides long. It is a transcript of the gene 6tox, whose product is annotated as tenascin-like. The transcript has 8 exons. Gene Ontology annotation, biological process: defense response. The record is from RefSeq and is a predicted model, not a curated record. The coding region runs from base 23 to 1018 and encodes 331 amino acids. Lineage: Eukaryota; Metazoa; Arthropoda; Insecta; Lepidoptera; Tortricidae.
GCUUUAGUAAUACAUUGUCAAAAUGGGAGUUAAGUUGUUUGAGUUGCUCGUGUUAAUAGUGGUCCUGGGUGUAGUGAAAGCCGCUGUUGUAAUAAAUUUAUUUGAAGAGGAUAACGAAAACACCUUGGAGGGCGGUUGCAACAACCGAGCAUGCAACCAGCUGUGUCGGCGACUCGGCUUCACAGGGGGCGUCUGUGUCGGCGACAAGUGCAAGUGCGACAAUUUUUCUCCACUAAUAGAUAACGAAUACACCUUGGAAGGCGGUUGCAACAACCGAGCAUGCGACCAGCUGUGUCGGCGACUCGGCUUCACAGGGGGCGUCUGUGUCGGCGACAGGUGCAAGUGCGACAACUUUUCUCCACUAAUAGAUAACAAUUAUACCUUGGAGGGUGGUUGCAACAACCGAGCAUGCGACCAGCUGUGUAGGCGACUCGGUUUCACAGGGGGCGUCUGUGUCGGCGACAGGUGCAAGUGCGACAAAUUUUCUCCACUAAUAGAUGACAAUUAUACCUUGGAGGGUGGUUGCAACAACCGAGCAUGCGACCAGCUGUGUAGGCGACUCGGUUUCACAGGGGGCGUCUGUGUAGGCGACAGGUGCAAGUGCGACAACUUUUCUCCACUAAUAGAUAAUAAUUAUACCUGGGAGGGCGGUUGCAACAACCGAGCAUGCAACGAGCUGUGUCGGCGACUCGGCUUCACAGGGAGCGUCUGUGUCGGCGACAAGUGCAAGUGUGACAAUUUUUCUCCACUAAUAGAUAACGAAUACACCUUGGAAGGCGGUUGCAACAACCGAGCAUGCAACCAGCUGUGUCGGCGACUCGGCUUCACAGGGGGCGUCUGUGUCGGCGACAGGUGCAAGUGCGACAACUUUUCUCCACUAAUAGAUGACAAUUAUACCUUGGAGGGCGGCUGCAACAAUCGAGCAUGCAAUCAGCUGUGUCAACGACUCGGCUUUACAUGGGGCAUCUGUGUCGGCAACAGGUGCAAGUGCGACAAAUUUUCUCCACUAGGUAGGUGA